This is a messenger RNA of Toxoplasma gondii ME49, 7581 nucleotides long. RefSeq lists its product as hypothetical. Gene Ontology annotation, cellular component: endoplasmic reticulum membrane. Gene Ontology annotation, biological process: lipid storage. The transcript is spliced from 3 exons. NCBI's taxonomy places the organism in Eukaryota, Apicomplexa, Conoidasida, Eucoccidiorida, Sarcocystidae. Bases 2653 to 7581 code for a protein of 1642 amino acids. The record is from RefSeq and is a predicted model, not a curated record.
CAAGGAUUAUGAUUGCGAAAGUCCAAGCAAGUCCGGCAGCGGCUUUGGGAAGGGGCAGAACUCCUCAGGAUCCCCUCUCAGGCAAUGCAUCCGUUAGAUCGAGCGACUCAGAGUCACCGAGGAAAAACAAGGCUCUGACAACACGUACCACUACGCAUACCAUCGAAGCAGAAACCGAACAUGCACCCGUGCAAUAUGUUCCUGAAUCAACAUUCGAUGGUUGGAAGUAUGCGGAGUGGAAGGGGGAGAAGGAAACGGAUGACAUAAAGUGUGACCCCGAGGCCGCACCGCAGAAAUACGUCAAUAGACGUGCUAGAGCAUAAGAAUGAAAGUUGGAUUCACAAAUUCCGUAGGAUGAACCAUGCGUCAAGGACCGAACCAACAGUGCAUGUACCGGCACUGCCGAGUUGAUCGGCAUGCGCCAAGUCCCAGCGGUCAGGCAAUAUGUUGUCCCGCAGCAAAUGAACUGGCGUGUGGGAAAAACAAAAAUGCUUUCUCCUGAAGAGGAUGCUGUGGCCAUUCAUUCGUUCUCGGCCCCGGCAUAUGCGGUCGACGUGAGCCGCACCAGACCCACUCGAUUUAUUUGCUUUUUAAAUCAAAACCAGAGUGAAAGUGGAUCGAAACGGGAGAAGGUUGCUCGCAUGAGUAUGACGCUUUUGAAAAGACAUCCCAAAAGGCGUGACACGUAUCUCAUUGGUGUAGGAGAUGGAAGGGCUUCUCCCGUCGGCCUCAUGUUGCACAAUAGGCACAGCGAUACGUGCACAAAUAUUACAACACGUACCAAACAGGGUUCUGCAUGUCCUAGCUUUGUACUGGAUUCAAAUACAAAAAUAAUAAAUGAUACAACAUGUUGAGGAGCGAGAGAAGCCCCCGAUAGUCUAAUGUGUUGCGUACAGCUCUCAGCAGCGAGCAUGGCACGCCUCCAAUGGGAUGUCUCCACAGAUUGUAGGCACAGACAACUUGUGCGCCAACGCAGCUGUACAUCUCGUCGAGCGUCGUUUUCACCAAGCGACUCUCCAUGCACUGAUUCACCUUGCUUGUGUAGUGGUGGAACUAACGUUCCCAGUGUGCCGGGACAAAUUUGCUUCGCCGCCACGCUUCGUGAACUGUCCGCCCAGGAGCAUCUAGCAGCGUCUAUCGACUUACGCCGUUCCCUCGCAGUACGCUUCCGUUCGCCAUACACCAUGCAUGACACUAAUACGUUCUUUCAGAGCCCCCGUAUUUUUCACAAACCCUCCACGCGAAAGUAAGCGGUGCGAAGGCAUGCGUCAUUCAACAAGGUUGUGCGACGCUCGCAGAUCGUUCAUCACAGAAACUUUCGUAAAUACUAGCAGAUGCGGCUGUUAAUCAAACAGUUGAUUUGAAACGUUCACCCACUGGUUGACUUGAUGAAACAACACAACAAUCAGUCUUCGCCCCGAUAGGAUUCCUAUUAAGCUGCUGUUUUCGUAGACAGAUGUGAUCGCCAGCCAAUGCACAAAACGUUUUUGAGGCAGAGCUAAGAACUAUGUCCCGAAAAACUCUCGUCACCUUGCUUGACUGAGAUCUGGCUUCUGUUUUAUAGUUGUAUAUUUAGAUAUACUUACGAUACAGACUAAGCUUCAGAAGCAUGGUAUCGUGGUUGCACCUGACUGAAGUUUCUCGGGCGUGCCGUCGUGAUACCUCUAGUCACUCCCCACGAUGGUCAUGCAUGUUGAGGAACUAACAGCAGUGACAAGACAAGCUUGUGUGGAAAUUCGUGAGAACAGUGACAUAUCCAGUUAGAGAUCCCAGACACAUAUCGCUCAAGAACACGGCAGCAAACCACACGGAGGAAAGGAAGACGGUGUCCGAAGUCAGAGAGGCUGCAUACUAUCCUCUGCGUGCAUCGUUAUCUUCCCUUCGUCGUCCGUAGUGACAGUGCAAACUACUGAAAACCAUUUGGGAUACUUUCCUCUCAGGUUGCUGGCUUUUUUUUGCGCUUUUGUUUCUUCUUGCUCCGGUGGCCGUGUGCAUGCAUUUCAGUCCACAAAUCGCGGAAUGUGCGCUUGCUGGGACACUGCCUGCACAGUGAUGCGUCUCCGCUGGACCCAUGGGCUAUUUUCUGCCACAAGAUGUUGUAAAAUCCGAAGAAUAAUUCGCUGCAUAAUAUCUUGAAAGCAAGUGUUUGGACAUCUUCGUCCUGACAACGCCGACGUUGUUUUCUCUCAACGAUUGGGCUUCGGGUUCGUUGGAUAUCCGACUAACCCAGGCGUAGACCUGCGCGUUCCUGUUUUUAUCAGCUUUUGCUCGCCCCCUCUUUCGUCUACGAGUGAAGCCUAUUUUUGCUGUCUUUUUCCUUUUUCGUUGCUCUCGCUUUCUCUGGGCGUGUUCCUUCCUGUUUGCGCAGCUGCCUCGACGAGAUUUAUCCGACGGUUGCCGUUCGUCCAAGCGACCUUUCCGGAGCAUUCUCAAGGACCGUCGUGGGUUUGUCUUGUCUGAGGAGCUUUUUAUCGCAGCUUUCUUCGUUUGUGUUGUAUUCGUUUUUCCCGUUGGAUGGCGCCGAUGACUGUGCCUAACCGCUUCCCCCGGUGCUUGCACCCUUUUCCCCCAGCGCUGCGUUGCGCAUCUCCAGCUGUCUGCGAAUGAUGUCACGGUCGCCGGCGUUGUCCCGCUCUCUGUCCACUUACCAAAAUGAUUGAUACGUCUCUGCACCAGCCUCUGUCGCCGCGAACUCGGCGUCCAUCGACGGAGGCGAGCGAUCGGACAGCUUCUGUCUGCCGGCCGGUCCCGACUUCCUCGCUUCUCCGGCGGCGCGACGGCGCGGUUCGCGGUGCCUCUGGCGUUCCUCGAUCGUCUAGGUGCACCUUUGCUCUCUCCUCGCCUCCCCGUACCUCCGCUUCCUCUGUUUCUUCGGUGUCAUCAACCUCCUCUUCUGCCGCCUCAGCCGCUCCCCCCGCAGGCUCGCGGCGCGCUUUCCGAAGAGAUCUGGACAACGCAGGCCCGGGCGUAUCUUCGCUGCGUGCGUACACUCCUCAGACGCACAUUUCUCAAGAUCUUCGGGCGCUUCCGUCGCCGUCCCGCGGCAUUUCUCCUGGGACGCCGUCGCUCGGCCAAGCCGCUUCACGUUCUUCGCACCUUGCGGCGCCUGCCAGCUGUCCAGGUUUCUCGUCCUCCGUUCUCUCGUCCUCGUACGAGGACUCUGUCUCUUCCCUGUCGUCAUCUCCAAACUCUUCGUCUCUCACGUCUCCGACGCCGCUGGAGGACAACGGCCCCGAGGAAGAAGGCCUCGACGGAGAAGACACGUUUCGCGUCUAUGCCGGCGAAGACUGUCCGUCUGCGCCCUUGACACCGUCGCUGGCAGCAGAGGGGUGUCUACCGCCCACGGCCUUUCUCCGGUCGAGCUCCUCCUCGUCGCUGACCCGAGGAGAAACGGAGGGGGCUCCUCGGAUCCCUUACCUAAAUCUCGGGGGCUCUGCCCAGCCCACGCUCGAUUCGACGCCUUCAUCCAGAGGGUCUCGCAGACUUCACCGGAGCGUCUCUCCCGCCUCUCCAUUGGCAUCGGAACACAAUCUCACAGCUUUAAGCAGGUAUGCACUUCCAGCUGCCACUCCCCCCUUCGCAGGCUUAAGGCGCAUUCCUGGACAUCCUGCCUACCGCGGCGCCCAGGGCGUCUUCGCCUGUUCCGCGGGCGCCGACGUCGAGGCCAGUGAGGCGGUGUCUUCGUCCGGAGACGAGAGUGUAGUCAGGGGUCGCGGCCAAGUCUCCUUUUGCUCCACUCGUGAGACCUACGAGGACAUUCGAGCAGGCAGGCUGUCCCGCUCUGACCUCGCGGGUCACCGCCCCCGCCACGGUGCAGCGUUCCUCGUCGACCCCGUUGUCUCCGCUUCCGUCUGCUCUCGGCCGUACACGCGGCGCCUCCGGGGCAGUGGCCGCGGCGUAGCUAGCCGGCGCUCGCGCGGUAUUGCAUGCGCGGAGCCUGCUCGGCCGUACGUCCAGGGAGCCGGAGAGGAGCGGCCUCCGCUCUCGCUGUCUCCCGGAAGCCUCGCGGAGGUCUCGCUCCGCGGCGAGGGACCGGCCUGCUCGCAUGUGCACCUUUCUGCUCCAGUCGACUUGCCGUCCCCGUCCUCGCUGCUUCUCCACCUCGACGAGGCGGCCGCGGGAGCGGCCAUCGAGGAGGACCACCGUGGCGGAUGGAGGAAGUUCCUCGCUUCGCUUGCGGCGAUGCGGGCGCGGAAAUGGAGUACGUCCGACGGCGUUGAAAUGAUGCCCUCUGGCGUCUCCGCCAACGCUCCAGGUGACGACGAAGAGGAUCCGCCGUCCGCUUCGCACUCGUCCUCCCUUAAGAGUCGCAUCUUCGAGGCGACUGCGGCCACUCGCAGCGCUUUCGGCGCAUGCAUGCGCCCUGGGCGCCUCUCGGGCCGAUGCUACUUCUGUUUGCACCUUGCGUCGCUCCUCCUGAUCCUCUGCGUCGUCCUCCUCGCCGGAACGCUCCAACACGACCAAAAGAUUUACCGCCUCCGACCCAAACAAGUCGCCGAGCUUCAGCUCCACACCACACAGCGCCUCAGAGACGCAUGCGACCGAGCAGCGAGGGCCAUUGCCCCGCCUCGUGACCUCGACGCGGCCCUCCAGGUCGCGUCUCGGUCCCCGUCUGACGUCUCUCUGUCUGAUCUCUCUCUCGAAUCUCGGAAGCGAGGUGCACAGAACGCACUCACGUCCACGCGGUCUUGGCACAGAGACAUCUCCUCUGCGUCCAUCGAGCGAAUUUGCCGGCACGUGCGACGCUUGUUUUUCUCUCCAGGGCACGCGGGAGAGGCGAGGGAGGACGACGAUGCAACAGCGCAUACUCAGUUUGUCGAAGAUUCAGGGAAAGAUGUCAGCGGCUCCUCGGCAGAGAGCAUCACGGCCACCAGCGUUCUGCGCUUUCUGAGGCCGUGUGCAGGCCAUGGGACUCAGCCGCCUCCGUGCAUGCCUGCGCCCACAGGCUCUUCGCCCCCGCCAGCUGGCACUCGGACCUGUCGAGCGCCGUCGUGCGGCUUCACCGACCUGUCUCAACUGUGUCUUCCCCUGGCGCCUCUGGCGGACGUGCAUGUGAAGGCGGGCGAUGCAGCUGGCCUAGCUGCAAAAGAAGAGCCCGGUGUACAGACACGCUGCGCCGCUCUCCGCGCUGAGACCCUCCAGACUGGUCUCUCCGAGACGUGCUCUGUCGCUGCCUCUUUUGGGGUGUGUGGGAAGAGCUUUUCGAGCGCAAGCUCUGCCACCCUCUCGGAUGAGAGACCGGAUUCUUCUCUCCCCAACACUUUUGGGUCUUCGGGGGUCUCUCCGUCUUCUGCAGGCUCUGGACUCGCCGCGCCGUCUCUGGCUUUUCCCCACAGCGUGUCACUUUUCUUCUUUCACCGGGAGGGCUUGCCUUCUUCUUUCCUGGAUCCCUCGCGCCCCAUUCUCGCAUGCACGGAGGCGGAUUCUCCUUUUCUGCAUCUUUUUUCGUUUCUCGGGACCUCUUCCGCGUAUCGCAUGCUCUCCGCGGCCUUCGUCUCUCUCCUCUCCUCUGCUUACAACCUCUUCUCUCUUACGGCGGGGGCAGAGCGCACAGAUGACGCAGCGGCGCCCGGCAGAGACUCCCGUCGCCGCGAGGAGAGCGGGAGGCGGAAAACGACAGAGUUGGUGGCAACGAAGAUCAACGAGGAAUCGUCUCUUGACCCUGUCACUUGCAACUCCCCCCUGCGAUUCUGCACAGAAAACGUCGGGGACGCGUCUCGCGACCCGCGAUUGUCGGGCUUUGAGCUGGGCCUCGUGUCUCUGCUCGAAGUGUCUCCGUGCCAGGGAGACUGCUCGGACCUGUGGAACGCUCCAGGAUUUCUCGGCGAGGGUGGCGUCGCGGCGCAAGCUCACCGGCACCGGGCCGAGAAAUAUGCGAGCGCAAUGCGCGCGGCGUUCGGGAAUCUUUUGCCGCAGUUCUUUCUCUUGAGCUACGAGAGUGCCCUCGCCUCUCGUGAGGAGACAGAGGCUGCUGCGACUUCUCGACUGCUCACGAGUUCCUCUGAGAACUCAACGGGACGCGCGGGCGCUGAGGCCUCCGAUACGUCGGCGCCGUCGCAGGAUCCUGAUCUCGCCGAAGCCCCGGUGACGUCGUUCCUUCCUAACUCCGGGCUCAUGUUCGACUUCGCGGUUUUCGCGACUCCGUGCUAUCCGUUUUCUCGGUUUCUCCACCGGCGCCUCGUCAGCUGGGGCGGCCUGCAAUUUCACAUUCUUCUCUUCGCCGGCUGGCUACACUCGCUGUUUGCCCCCGAGCCCCUCAUUCUUCUGCAUGUCCCGCGCGCUCUCUUCCUCGUCCUUGUCUCUGCGUACAGAGGCGCAGUUCUCUACGAGGGACUGAAUUGGAUCGAGAAGAUGAUCUGGACGCGGAAAGCCAGUAACGAGCGCUCUGAGCGCGGCACAGCCGGAGAGAAACAUACAAAGGCCGAGGCAGAGAAACGAGAGGAUCCCGCUCUCUUGAACACGGCGCCCUCAACUCUGGGGGCAGAGACCUCUGGACCCCACACUGAGGCAAAUGACGCCGAAGGAAAAAGAACGGGCGACUCACCGUCGACAGACCGGGAUGGCUCGGGGGGCAACGAGAAGAACGACGGAGGCUGGUGGGCGCGGAAAGACUUGAGCGAUCACGUCGUUUUGUACGUCAUGGCAAUCGUGUUUAUGAGCAUCGAAGUGGCGGCGGCUCGCUCGUCGCAUGCGCCGCCGAGCUUCUCACCCGAAGUCACGUCGGCAGACGGAGACGCGAGUCAGAAGCGAGUCUUCUCCAAGUGGCUGUCGUGUCUUCUCCCGCGCAGAAUCUCGUCCUUCGUCUACGGGGCCGUCUUCAUCUACUACGGCUUCCUUUUCGUCUGCUGUCUGCACAUGGCGUACUACACCGCCGUCUUCUUCCAUACGCCUGAGGAGAUCUGGGUCGGCCUCACCGUCGGCGUCUGCUUCCUAGUUCUCCCCAUCCUCGUGCUCCUCGAGGUCCUCGAGUGGCCUUCGCUUCAGCGCAUCGGCAUUGGAAGCGGCGAGAAAAAAGCCGCAGAACGCGCCGCCGCCGCCGCAGCAGCAGCCGCGACGGUGUCGGGGACUGGGGCGCAGGGCCCAGAUGGAGACACUGUACGCGUUUCUUCUCCUCGUAUGGGAAGGGCAAAGUCAGUUGCUAGGACGACUCAGACGCCGGAAGAAGCCGCAGCAGAUACCGCGGUUGCAGCUUCGCUCGAGAGUAGGGACGAGACGCUCUCGCGGGAAGCCUCAAGAAACAGCCAGGCAGCCACGUCAUUGGACGGAGACAUGCUGCCGGAGAAACCUGAUAAAGAAGAAGGCUCGAGGGCGGAGGAAACGCCGCGCACAGGCAUCGGAGAGGCAGGCGCUGCACGUUGGGACGAGGCCUCUCAACUUGGCGUGCUAACCGUGGGUGGGAAUCCUUCACGGAGGCACGCGGACUGCACGAUUGCUUACUUAGACCCGACUGUCCCAGGUUUUCCGCGUCCUCUUUUUCUCCCGUUUCUGCGCUCCGCACUCCACGAACGUCUGAUGAUGGACUGCCUGGCGAGUUGUCCACCGAUCCAAACCCUAUUUUGUCUUGGCCAAAAGAGUGUCUAG